Striga hermonthica is the source of this 1149-nucleotide messenger RNA. The record is from the annotation of a GenBank genome assembly. NCBI's taxonomy places the organism in Eukaryota, Viridiplantae, Streptophyta, Magnoliopsida, Lamiales, Orobanchaceae.
AUGAUGGCCAUGCCUCCGCCGCCAAUCGCCGCCGCUCCACCAAUUGCCACCGCGCCGGCACCCUACUCUAUCACUCCCACUAAAAAAAUUCCAUAUUUUCACCACCACCACUCACUGUCUUCUCCACCUCUCACUUCUUCGAUUUUGUGGAACCCAAGUAGGAGUACGCUUACUCAUGGCCCAGCUUCAAGAAUUUUGUUAAGCCGUCCUCUUGCUAUAAUCUCGAGGCACUCCUAUGAGGGGAAAGGAAGCAGUGCAUUUGAUCCAGAGCUUAGAUCAGUGCUUGAGCUUGCCACUGAUUCUGAAUUGUAUGAACUCGAAAGAAUUUUAUUUGGGCCAAGUUACUUCAGUCCACUAUUGAAAUCGAUCUUGAAAAGUGACGAUGAUGAUGGUAUGAUGAUUGGAGAAGAUCCAAAUGAAAGGGAAGGUUUUAUCACGAGGCUUGAAUCUCGGUUCUUGUUUCUGGCAGCUGAUGCAAGAUCAACACUGAGGGGCUGGAGACCAUCUUAUAGAAAAGUAUUGCUUGCUGUUAGGAAACAACUAAAGAUACCUUGCUCGAAAGAUCUCUCAGCAGAGGACUUAGAAGUGGAGAUUUUUCUGCAUCUUUUGCAAGAAUACUCGAGUGAAGAGCCGAUAAAUUUUUCAAGCUCCAAUGGUGACUCAAAUAAUGGCGACGAGCCUAAUGACCUAGAGUUAGGCCUCAGCCUUUGGAAGGUGCAAAAGCUUGCAGCUUUAGGGAUUGGAGCCACAGAGCUCAGAUCAAUAAUAAUGAAGGGUGGUGGAAUGCUUACACUGGAAAAGCUGUUUGAAUUGGUGGGAGGGAGAUUAUCGACGAAGAUGCUUUCGGAAGCUGCCAAAUAUAGUAUGAAAAAAGAAGCCAUUAAUAAGGGUGGAAAGUUGGCGGCUAUUCACCUGGAAUCUGCUAUGGGUUUGCUGGCUACUAGACAGGGUCUAAAAGCUGCAGCUACUCGGUAUCUGGGGCUUAGGAGUGUGACUCAGUUGCUUGGUCCAAUAAUGUGGGGUACCUUGCUGGCUGAUGUUGUUAUUCAAAUGCUUGGGACUGAUUAUGCUCGGAUAUUGAGAGCCAUUUAUGCAUUUGCUCAGAUUCGAAUCUACCGCUCGUACAAAACGGCAUCCGAGGUUAUGUGA